Coturnix japonica (Japanese quail) is the source of this 2613-nucleotide messenger RNA. RefSeq names its product sperm microtubule inner protein 3 (gene SPMIP3). The record is from RefSeq and is a predicted model, not a curated record. NCBI's taxonomy places the organism in Eukaryota, Metazoa, Chordata, Aves, Galliformes, Phasianidae.
CCAAGGACAGGGAGCCCAGGCAGACAGCAUGCUCUGCACUGCCUCACUGCCCCUCUGUGAUUCAUCCCAUCCAUUACAUCACGGAAUUUCUCAUGUGCUCUGCAAUCAAACCAAUGGAGUUUGCUGAUCCCACACCGACCUUGCCACCAGGCUUGGUUGUUCGCCCUGGAAAAGAUGUCCGUGGAUUUUAUCCUGGAGAAGUGGGACGUGUCCACCAGACAUAUGUGCCCAGAAGAGCUCCAGGGCCUUUCAUUAGACUAAGACCAGCUCCAGUAAACUAUGAAGCCCAAACUCCAUUUCAACCUGUCUUUGACAAUUCAGCUCUCAGGAAUUAUGCCCAUUUCCAAAACACAGUGAGAAAGCCCACGGCUGACUGGUACCACCAAACUUCCUACAAGGCAGCAUUUAACUUGUCUAGUCUCAAAACAGGUCAUGAAAAUAAACACACACCAACAACAGUUCCGGUACCAUAUACUACCUGGAAUAGACAUCCUGGUCAGAGGAUGGUUUCUGCUUCCUGGGCCUACAGUUGAGUGGAAGAAUGAAAGAAAAAUCUUGGAAAAGGAGCAUAAAUCACUCUUGCAAUCAAGGCAGUCGUUAUUCUUUAACUGCACUAAUACAUCAUAUCAUUUUAGGCUAUAGUUAUAGUGCUUAGAAACCCUGUUUCACCUAGGAAUAUGAAUUCCCCAACUGUAUAAAAGGAUGGUUUGUACAGUGGAGUUAGGACAGUGAGAAAACUGAAACAUGUCUUGAACAUGAAGGUCUCUGCUUACCACAAGGUAAACAGUAAACCCUAUUUACUCUCUGGAGAAGAAAAUUUCACUCCUUAAGCCAAGGAUGCCUCCAUUCCUUGGCUGGUAGUUUUAGUGACAGUCACACAGAAGACAAGAACACUCUCUCAUUAUUACCUACUUUUCACAGUUCAGGACUAAUUCACCUCCUUGCCUACUUUUCACCUUCUGAAGGUUUUUAAAUUAAGUAUAGUAGUUAUACCGCACUCUCUCACACAGAUUUUUACUUCUUGAUUUGCCCUAGCUUGAGAAGAAUAGGAUGGUUCUCUCCUGAACUGUGAGGCAGAGACCAAAACUAGAAGGUAGAGCCUCCUGUCAAAGAGAAACAAGUAUGAAGCUGCUUCAUUUUCUGCUACUGAGGAGAAUAAUCCUUACAAGUAAUGCUGAUACAAAGGCCUCUUGACAUAUCUGCCAUUUUUUCAGUAUUCCACAUCAGCCUCCUCUUUCCAUGUUACACUACUAAAAUACACACCUUGCUAACUGCUCUGCAACGUGCCAACGAUUUAACAGGAAAUUCUCCUUCUAUCCAAUCUCAGACAUGUAGUUAUCUAUGCCAUAAUAUGGAACAUCUGAUAGUUCACUUAUAUUAAAGGUUUCCUAUAUUUGUCUCACAGCCAGAAUCUACUGAACCACCCCCUGCCCUAUCCUGACAAGUUGCCCUCCCCACUCCCCCCCCUUUUUUUGUGAAGGAAAAAUAAGUUUUAUUUGGAAUGAAAAGGAAGCACAUGAGUAACACUGUACAGUGCACAGAAACAAGUCACCCUCAGAAAUCUGGAAUGGGAACAUGUAAUUCUUGGGUUCUCGCCAAAAGAAAUCAGAUUCUUUGUAUUAUAUCACAAUGCUUAUAAAUGAAAAUCAUUCUGAAACACUUUCCAACACUACUAAGAUAAAAUAUGUUUAUGUCAUAAUGCGAAUGCUUAUUAUUUUCCCCGUCGAGGACAAAUGCACAGAAUAUUUUUAAAGUUAUUUCUAAAGCAGCUCAAUUUCGAAUUACAAAACUGUUUGCGCUUUGUUAGCUCUCCAAAGAUCUUCCAUUGGUUGUGUAAAAAAAAAGUUUAAAAGGGCAUCAGAACAUUAAGAACUCUCACCAAAAAUAAUCCUUUUUAAUUAGAGAAACAGUUUGCUGAAAUACAUGCUUUGGAAGUAGAUAAGUGCAGGGAUUUAUAAGUAAUAAUAAUAAUAAAAAAAAGUAACAUUAUAAAACAUUUAACUCAAAAAUCAGAACUGUUCUUUAAUAAUUGCAAAUGAACUUUGUACAAUAUCAAUUUCCUAACUUCCCGAGCACACUUUCUGGUAAACACUUGAGUGUCCUCCGUGAGUUACAAAGAGUUCAGUUUUCUGUGCUAUACAGCUAAAAAAAACUUGGCAUCACACCUUUUGUUUAAAAAAAACACAGAUCACACAAUAAUUUAGACAGCAUUUAUAGCAUUACAAAAUCAGAAUCCCUCUCUUUAAUCACUCACAAGAGCAGCCAUAAGGAAUACAAAUAAUGAGGAUGUAAAACUAUCUGUGCAAAACUGCAUUGUUUUUACUGUCUAAAAUUUCAGGGAAGUAACACCGCCAACAGCAGAGAGAGGACAACAAACAGUCAUGAAGUAAUGACACCUUAGAUUUCCAAACAGGAAUUACAUUAUGAACUAACAUCAGGAAAAGAAAAAACAAAAAAAUUGAUGGCACCUUGAAACAACAGAUGUUCUGGAAUUUGCAGUUGAAUAAGAACAGAUACAAGUUCAAGUUAAAAUCUCUUUCAGGAGUAGCAAUUGAUUUAAGAAUAUCAACUCUAGCAUUUCUUUCCAUGCAAAAAAAAAAAAAAAAAAAAAAA